Suillus clintonianus is the source of this 3055-nucleotide messenger RNA. Its product is annotated as fungal-specific transcription factor domain-containing protein. The record is from RefSeq and is a predicted model, not a curated record. The transcript is spliced from 25 exons. Gene Ontology annotation, biological process: DNA-templated transcription; regulation of DNA-templated transcription. Lineage: Eukaryota; Fungi; Basidiomycota; Agaricomycetes; Boletales; Suillaceae. Bases 187 to 2892 code for a protein of 901 amino acids. Gene Ontology annotation, molecular function: zinc ion binding; DNA binding; DNA-binding transcription factor activity, RNA polymerase II-specific.
AGCAUGGACACGGUGUAAUAUUAUCAUUAGGCUUAAGAGUGGGCUAUGCUGCUAUGCUACAUAGGAGGCUAAUUAUGAAGUGAUUAUCAGCCCGUGCGAAGAAAGAUAGGUAUUAACUUCUUAUUCAUCCUUCUAUAAACGCGACCACCCAGACAUCUUUCGAAACUCUCCUUAAGCUUGAUCGUCAUGUCCGCUAAUCAAUGGAACGAAUCAGACCCUUCUGAUGAAGAAGCUAAUCAAGAAACACUUGCAACUAGGAAGCGCAGCAGUAGAGCUUGUGAUCAGUGCAGAAAGACGAAGAGCAAGUGCGAGUCAUCCGGAACAAUUGGUGCUUGCAAGAGUUGUACGAUAGCGGGCAACACAUGUACAUUUCUGGGUCCCAGUUAUAAGCGCGGUCCUCCUAAGGGAUACAUACAGGCGAUCGAACAGCGAUGGCAUCAGGUCGAGUCCCUUCUUGGCGCUGUUCUUGCUUGUCCAGAUACCCGAGUACGACAAGUCAUAGCCGAUAUAAGACAAGACGAUCUUGCAAGAGAAAUUCUCAAUCGAGUAGAUACAGGUCCAUUUGGACCUUCGGGAAGACUUUCACAGCCAGCCGGAGCAACGAAAGAAGACUUCUUUGCGUGCAUAUUCCGGAGUAACGAAGCUUCGGCCCGUGACUCUCCUCGUUCUCGAAGACAGUCCAGGAUUUCAAGAGAAAUUGUAUCAUCGUCUAGAGACAACACACUUUCAACAAUACCAACUUCAGAGUGGCAGGAUCGCUUGGCUGCGAGCCUCACGAGAGGACACGUCGGGCGUCAAGGUGUUCCGCAAGCCUAUAACCUUAGCGGAGUUCCUGUGCAACAACGGCGGCGGCUCGAUAUACCGUCAAGCAGCAGUGGUCCACAUCAGCCAAACUGGAAUGAAAUGUACACGAUGGAUGCGCUUUCGGAGUCAGAUGGUACCGAUGAAUCCAAUGGCCCAGAUACUGCUUUUGGUCAACUCUCUCUAGACGAGAAUCAAGAGGUUCGAUACCAUGGAAAAGUUAGUGGCCUCCAUCUUUUGGGGCGUAGCUCCCGUAUGGAUAGCAGACAUGAGGGGGGAAUAUGGAAUUUGCCUAUGGCACGUUUUUGGCCCUCCGCAAAGCCCAACCCAAAUCCUGUUCCACCAGACGAAGGCGUUGUCGUCAAUUUACCUCCCCUUGCGGUGCAAGACCAUUUAGUUGAUUUAUAUUUCACUUAUGCACACCCGGUUUUCCCUGUAAUCCACAAGGGCCGUUUUCUGAGAGAAUAUAGCGAAUGGAAGCAAAAUAGUAAUCCGACUACACCCGAGUCUGCGAGGGGCACCCCAUACUACUCCAAUCCGGAACCUUCGCAGAACGUGACCAAGCUGCUUCUGUUGGCAAUAUUUGCCAUCGCCGCUCGUUAUCUUGAUGACAACACUGCUAGCUCUGUUGAUGCGAUGUGGGAGGCUGGCAAUGACUACCUUGCGCAAGCGAGGGUAGCACUUGCACAAGUCUAUCACAGUUGCCGCGCAACUACUUGUCAAGCCUUGCUUCUCCUAGGUCAUCGUGAAUUUGGGAUAGGUUCUAUGGAACAAGGCUGGCUUUACAUUGGUAUGGCGAUUAGAAUGGCCCAGGACCUUGGAUUAAAUCGUGCUGCGGAUAACUGGCAACUUCAAGGAAGAAAAAUGUUCUCCCUCGAGGAGAACCAGGUUCGGAAGCACAUAUGGUGGGGUUGUUGCAUUGCAGACAAAUAUGCUUCGAUAUAUAUGGGUCGUCCUGUGUCUAUCGGCGAAGGCGACUUUGAUACCCUUCUUCCGGAUCCCGCUGAAUACGAGGAAGACAGCUCCGCCGACCUAGCGACUUUGCAGUACAUAUCGACACCACUGACAAUGAGCUGCUUCAGGGCCGCUGCAUCACUAUCUGUUUUGAUUGGUUCUAUUGUGACAAUGAUUUAUCCUGUUCGCUCUACCGGCAGAGGCUCGCGGCGGGCGAUCCUAAAUACUCUAGAAUCUAGACUGGACCAAUGGUACAUCGACCUUCCUGAUAAUCUUCGGUACGACCCAGCAAGCAAGCGAAAUACUCCGCCACCGGCGGUUCUCUUCAUCCACAUCCAAUAUUGGUCUGCAGUAUUAUUGUUACACCGAGCGUUCAUUCCCGAUUGGAAAGGCUCAGAACAGAUAUUACAGAAUCCUCCCAACGGACCUGACACGGCCUCCCUGAAAGCCUUUGAUCUCUGCCAAAGUGCCGCCACUUAUGUCAGCACAAUAGUAACGACAUAUCACGAGAACUUCAAUAUCAAAUGUAGCUCGCCGUUUCUGUCGUCGUAUAUUCUUAGUGCUGGAAUUAUGCACAUUGUGACAUUAACACUGCGGCCAUCAAAUGUCCAGGCUUUUAUUGGCUUGCGACAAUGCCUUGCCGUAUUGAAAGAGAUGCAGACUACAUGGCCUAGCGCCGGAAGAACCCGGGAUCUUCUUCAUGGUGCUAGAGUGCAGGUGGACAGUAACAUGCCACCUUUGGUGCAUGGCCCUGAUCGUCAAAAGAGAGCAGCAGAUGAUGCGUUUGGCGAAAGGAGCUCUGACGUCCUGCAGCGCGAGGCGUUUGGUGAUGUUUUACAAAGGGAAUGUGCUCCACAGAACAGUGGUAUCCAAGAGAUCAGCACCCGAAUGAUGGCGCAUAUGCUUGGUCUUGACAUCCCUGGCAUUGAGCCCUCGACCUCGUAUUACCCAGGUUACGAGUGGUGGCCACGAACCAACCAGCCUUCAGCUCAGCCUUACCACGGAUCCACAAGCGCAACUUCGCUGAUCAAUGCAGAAUAUCCUCUACCAAACGACCAAGACUGGAGAGUUCAAAAUCCCACCUCCAACUAUUCAUACGAGUAUCAGAAUACGCCACCUGAUCGUUAUCGCAUGUAGUGGGCUAAUCACCUUUGUCUCCUUAGCGUAGAACGCCACCAAUAAUAAUUCAUCAUCCCUCGUCGCCUACUCCCGUUGCUCACUUAGAAGGUAUACCAUUGAUUAUGUAACUUAUGUAAUGGACCUACAAGAACCUCUAAAUUGAACGAUUGCAAUUGUGCUG